UCAGCGCUACUGUUUCAUGUGUCGAUCGAGCCCUGUUGAGAACUGCGCUCUCUCUGUGCUUCACCGGAGUAGACAUAAACAGAUUAUUAAAAGCUAAGGGUUUAGUUUUCUUCAGUAGCAUAUGCGCUGUCAUCGGCACAGUUUUCUGUGGCUAACGGAAAGGAUAGAUCGCUUCUCUGUGAAGACGUUGAAAAGUAACUAACGUUAAGCCUCAUUUGGACACAGGUAGCACUUUCGGAUCUGAAUAUUAAAGUACAGGUCAUGCGGGUGUCCUCGGACGGACAGAGAGCUGUGAUCCAGUGCUGCUGUGACUGCUAGUGACUCCGGUGGACUUUUGCCGCAAGCUGAGCAGGAACGACGGAAUUAAGCAUGUCCCGGAGAAAGCAGAGCAAACCCCGGCAAAUCAAACGCUCUAUUGGGGAUCUUAACGGAGAUGAGGACCCAUCUGAUGAUGUAAGCAUGUCAGGAGAGGAGGGCGGAGCUUCAGACCAGGAGGACUCCGCAGAGUGUGACGGUUCAAGCCCACCUUCAUUUACACCACUUUAUAAUGAAGAACCAAGAACGAACGAGUCCAUUUCGGUGCCGGGUGAGGGUGGGCAAGAUGAGAAAGGACCAUCAGAAGAUGAGGAGGAGGAAGGGGCAGAUGGUGAAGGGGAACCCCAGUGGAACGGCCCAGAUGAUCUUAUGCUAAGUGGCAGUGCUGAUGACUUCAAGGUCCUGGCCCUCAGGGACCUGUCUGAUGACACCGUGUGGGGUCCGUUUUCUGGCAGCAUCCAAUCAGGCGAGCCCAUAGACGGACCUGCCAAUGAGAGGCCUGUAUUGUCUGUGGAGUGUGAGGAGGUAAACUGCUGGCUCAAAAUGAUUCCUGUGACCUCAAGCCCCACUGAGUCAAACUGCAUCAUCUACAAUCAGGGAGGGGCAUUAUUCUGUAAGCUGACACAGGAACUGUCCAGUGGAGAUGCACUUUUGGCAACACUGUCCUGCUCCACCGUGGAUCAGUCAGCGGUGUCUCAGGUCCAGAGCGUGCGGGUGAAGGAGGAGCCUGCGUACCCCGCUGCUCUGCACUCUGAGAUCCAGCUCCUCCCUCAACAAGCUGGCAUGGCUGCCAUCUUAGCAACCGCUGUCGUAAAUAAAGACAUUUUCCCUUGCAAAGACUGUGGGAUCUGGUACAGAAGUGAGAGGAAUCUCCAGGCCCAUCUUAUGUACUACUGCGCAAGCCGACAGAAGCAGCAGACCUCGGCGUCUCCUCCACAGGACAAGCCUAAAGAUUCGUACCCUAACGAGAGGCUGUGUCCAUUCCCGCAGUGUAACAAAAGCUGUCCCAGUGCCAGCUCUCUGGAGAUCCACAUGAGAACACACAGUGGAGAGCGUCCGUUUGUGUGUUUGAUUUGCCUGUCAUCUUUCACCACUAAGGCGAACUGUGAGCGGCACUUGAAGGUUCACACAGACUCGCUGAAGGGUGUGUGUCACGGCUGUGGUUUCAUCUCCACAACACGAGACAUACUGUAUAGCCACCUGGUCACCAGUCACAUGGUUUGCCAGCCUGGUUCUCACAGCGAGGUGCACUCACCCAAACUGCCUCUGGCUGCAGGCUUGAGUCCAGGAGACUCUGGCAUUGUUCUGAAAUGUCAAGUGUGCGGCUACUCUGCCGACACACCUGCCCUACUCCAGCAACAUGUCCACACACACCUGGAAGUGAGGGUUCCGGCUGAGAGGAGUCCUGUCCCUCGCCAGAGCAGUCCUCCUUCCUCUGAGCUUCCAGAGCUGCAAGAGACGGAGCCUGCUGCCUGCGUGCCCCGACCAGACUCCUCCAGCCCAGGAGCCAAUGGGAGCUCAGCUUCUCAAGGCUGCAGUCCGCUCAACCAACUCAAUAUCAAACAGGAACCACAUUCAGACUACGAAAAUGACUCGAAGGAAGAAGAACAGGCAGGUAGUCCUGAAGGAAAUGCUGUGGAGGCAAGCUCAUCUCAGUCUGCUUCACCUAAGAGCCCCAAGGUUGUGGCGGUUAAGACGGAGCCAGCCAGUCCCACUCCAGGUUCCAGUCCCGUGCACACUGGAAUGAGCGGUUCUGUUCUCCCUGGAGGUGCAAUGCUUCUACCGCAGUACAUGUUCAAUUCCGAGGCUGCCAUAAUGCCACAAGCAUCUGAGAUCCUGGCUAAGAUGUCUGAGAUGGUACACAGUAGGCUUAAACAGGGACAGGGACCCUCAGCUGGACAGCAGAGCUUCUACCCACCAGGGUCUCCUGCUAGCGUUCACAAAGGAGCCACUUGCUUUGAAUGUGACAUCACCUUCAACAACAUCAACAACUUCUACGUGCACAAGAGGCUUUACUGCUCCGGCAGGCAUCAGCAAGGUGAGGCAGCAGGCCUGAUGAAGGAAGGGGGGGUCACAGCAGCUGCUCCUGUUGGCGUACACGCUGCUUCACCCCAGGCCAGACCGGUCAGCCGCGCAGCUUCGGCUUCUCCUAGCUACCCUGACCCUGCCCCUGCCCCAGCAGGCACAGCCUUAGAGCCCAAGUUAGAGGAGGUGAAAACUGAGGAAACAGGGAAGAAAGAGACCACCUGCUCAUCAUCCUCAGAGGGAGAGGGACCUGGAGGAGGGCAGGCCAGUGAGGGUAGCCAAAGUCCCAGUGGCUCCACUGAAGACCCAGACGAUGAUCUUACUCGCACAUUCUGCCAGGCCUGCAACAUCCGAUUCAGCCGCCACGAGAACUACACUGUCCACAAGCAAUUCUACUGCGCCUCAAGACAUGAUCCCUCCAUCCAGCGGCCCAAUUCUGGUAAGACCGCCUUCCUUCCCCAACCUAUCCGCACACGCAAGCGCAAGAAGAUGUAUGAGAUCCACAUGGCUCAAACUGAGGCUUUGGCCAAUGCCACUGCUUUGCCGGCAGCAACAAGUCUGGGGGUGAAACAAGAAGGCCCUUCCGUUCCCCGAUUGCCCCAAGUAUCCACACCAACACGCAGCUCAAGUCCUGAAGAUGACGAACCCAUUGACUUGAGUAAAAGACCAAGACUUAGAGAAAGCCAGAGAGGGGGCAGUGUUCCCGCUCUGCCCCUUACUGACUACCACAAGUGCACCGCCUGCAGCAUUAGCUUCAACAGCAUCGAGAACUACCUAGCCCACAAGACCUACUACUGCCCUGCAACCACUCAGAAGCCGCACACUAUGGAACAGCUUAACCGCUUGAAGAGACCUGCUUCCACCUCACCAAAGAACCGUGCUGUUGACUUGCACCCUGAUCCCAAAGGGCUUCAGACAGGUAAGACCGCAGCGGUUCUGCAUCCAUCCGCCCUACCUGCCUCUGAAUCCACUCCUCCACAUGUGCAGGGACCAAAGACCCCCAGCACCUCCCCAGUAGUGUGUCCUUACUGUCCUCCCAACAGACUGCUGACCUGUGAUCUGAUGGAGCAUUUUAAAAUGACUCAUGGUCUGGUGCUCACACUACAACAACAUCUGGAGAUGCAGUCCUCUGGAGUCAGUCCUAGUCCUAGCCUUAGCCCACGGGAAGGAGCUCCUCUCACCCCACCUAAAAAACCAAGCCCUCGGCACCAUAAGGACAGUGUGAAUGGCCGGAGCAUCAAGGUGGAAGCAACCUCACCUUUCUCACCUCUGCUUAAUGGAAGUCUGCUAGAAACCAAGUCCGUGGGGUCUGGUUCUCCGAAAACCGCAGCCCCUGCCCUCUCCCCUACAGGAGUAACUGUGUCACCUGUGCCUGAAACGUUAAGAGAGGUGAGGCAGAUAGGCCAUAACCCAUUACCCACACUCCUCCCUGAAAAGGCAGGCCUUGCUGUAAGCCAUGUCCACACAACUCUGACCAUGCCUAAAACACCCCUCGCCGUUCCUCUGCAGAACGGGAACACCCGCUACUGCCGCCUCUGCAACAUCAAAUUCAGCAGCCUCUCCACAUUCAUUGCACACAAAAAAUACUACUGUUCCUCUCACAGUGCCGAACAUGUCAAGUGAGCCCUCUUCCUAUUCCAUUCUGCCAUUCCUUCUUAUGCUUAGAAGUGUCAAUCAUGUCACUGCUGACCUGAUCCGGACAGAGCAUGAUAGCGGGACUGUUACUAGCCAGAUAUGGACGUCUCGAUACCGACCAUGUUAUCUGGUGUUGUUACUAUGGUAACUUAUUACACGUUAUGGGUCAAGUUUGUAUUACACUAAGAGAUGAGACUACCUGCACACAGAAUGUGCCCCACUGACCUAUUCGCUCAUCCAUGCGGACUUCUUUCAUUUGUGAGUUUAUAAAUCUGCUGAUGGAAAGUGACAUCUUGCCCUAUAAUUUGCUUUGAAAAUGCUGUUUUAAUCAAUCCUGUUUUUAUGGUCCUUUUAAUCAAUGAUGCCAUUGUAUAUUUGUAAAAGAUUGUUUGACUGAGCCAAUUUUGUUUUGUUUUAAAUUGCUGAUUUGGGGUAAAUUCUGACCCCUAGUGGAGGUCUUUAGAUUCUGCAGAUUUUUGUCAAUACACUGACUGGUGGGGGAAAAAUGUAGUACAAACUAAGUAACCCAGUUGAAAUUGGGGUCACCUGGUUACCAGAUCAAGAUGAAAGUUUUUGAAUGCUAAAAAAAAAAAAAAAAAGUGAAGAAACUAUUUAUCAUCGGUCAUCCUCAUGCAUUUCAUGUGAGUUAAAAAUGCUACCUAGUUUCUUUUGAAAGAAAUACUCUUUUUUUUCAUACUGUCAAAAGGAACCAUUUCGAUCUUUAGUGUGGUGUUUUUCUUGAUACUUGCAUAUGUGUCAUAUUUGAAUUUUUCGCAUUGAUCAUUGGGACUUGAGUGGAAAUUCUGUAAGUGCUGGUCUAUUAAGGUAAAGGAUGGCACACAUGGCUCCCGGCUCCCAGACAGACAGUUUCCAUCAGAUGGAUGUGCGUUACAGAUCUAAGAACUGUCUUGGGAUUUUAUGGUUUGGAUUUCGAACAGUGUAAGGAGUUUGUUAUGUCUAGUCACCAGCUCACCUUAUCUCUUCCCGAACACAAAACUUUCACUGAUUCAAAAUCCUUAACCCCUUUGACCUGCUGAAAAAGUGCCAUGUGUUCUCUAGACGGACCAUCAUGGACAUGCUGAGAAAGGCAUGUUUGUUUUGUCUUUUAUUUCUCCUCCUUUUUCUUUUUAACCUUGAAAUGAAGUAUAACAUAGAUUAGAAUCAUAUCAAUGUCUUGCUCACAGUUGAACGAUCUUGAAGGCUACUGAAAGCAAGAGAAUUUGAAAUUUGAACUCAUUGCUCGUAUUGCUUCUUUCUUAAAAUGGCAACCCAGUGUCGCUCUUGUCCUUCUCUCAUUCACUCUGUUUCUCUUUCCCCUUUCAAUUGUUCAUUCUCAAUGCUGACUCAGUGAUGUUUUAUACUACUUUACAUAUGCGUGUAUGUUGAAAAGAACAGCGUCAUGCAAUCUAUUCCUCUGUGCAGGCUACCUUGGCAAAGCCUUAACAAAGACUCUUGUCAAUAUGUCUGAAACAACGGGUCACAAAGCUCAUCACUCUCCCCUACUAAGUGGACUUUGUGUAAGUUACCAGUGGUGUUUCCCCUUUCCUGUGUUACAAAAAAAGCAACCUCAGUUGUCUCUGCGGUAAGAACAGGAACACGCAGAACCACGUGCAAAUGAGAACAGUUUCAAUUUCUCUAUGCUGUUGUGGGUUUGAAACGGUGCUGCACCCGUCGUGAACUCACACAGAGGCGUUUACAAUUCCAUGGUUUUAUCAUUCAGUGAGUGUCGCAAGUCCAAAAGACCAGUGCUGAAAACCUGACCUUUCCAGAUCCCUUUUCUAUUGCACUGUGUUGUACAAAAAUGCUGAAUGUUUUAGUUUUAGAAGCUUUUUUGUAUGUAUUUAUGUUUUUACAGCACUUUUCCUUGUCCAAGCCUAUCCCCGAAGGACUUACUCAUGAAUUUAGAACAUUCUAAAACAAAUAAAAGAUAAUUAAAAUACUUUGUGAAUAAUUAAAAAUGUUGGAAAAAUAAUGAAUGUCAACCUUUCCUUGUUUUUUUUUUUCUUUAUUCUCCAGCUACAAAAACUUCCACUACAAACUUGUCCAAACUAUGCAUGGGAAAUAAAGAGUCCAGAAGGACAUUCAAAGUGCAA
Molecule: messenger RNA, 6068 nt
Organism: Carassius auratus (goldfish)
Lineage: Eukaryota; Metazoa; Chordata; Actinopteri; Cypriniformes; Cyprinidae
Product: zinc finger protein ZFPM1-like
Exons: 9
Coding region: 370-3963 (1197 amino acids)
Biological process (GO): negative regulation of transcription by RNA polymerase II; positive regulation of transcription by RNA polymerase II; heart development
Cellular component (GO): nucleus
Molecular function (GO): RNA polymerase II-specific DNA-binding transcription factor binding
Source: RefSeq, a predicted model, not a curated record